Pecten maximus is the source of this 2141-nucleotide messenger RNA. RefSeq names its product ankyrin repeat domain-containing protein 54-like. Gene Ontology annotation, molecular function: protein binding. The record is from RefSeq and is a predicted model, not a curated record. Bases 161 to 1012 code for a protein of 283 amino acids. Lineage: Eukaryota; Metazoa; Mollusca; Bivalvia; Pectinida; Pectinidae. The transcript is spliced from 3 exons.
AUGUACUAAGCGACUUAGGCCUAAAGCAGCCAAUAUAACUCGUAUUCUUAAACCUUUGUCAAAAUAGGCUUAUCUUUAUUAUUCACGUGCGAAUGAUAAGAGUUGAUUAGACCUGCACGAAUUUUAGGGUGGGUCCAUCAAAACUUUCGUUUUGCAUAUCAUGGACGAUGCUAAUGAUAGUGACAGUACCAGCUCACUCGGGAAUAAUAUGAGCAGCUCAGAGGGAGAAUAUUCUAUGCUUGGGGAGGAGACAGAUUUUCCAAAGUUCGAUGUGACAUCCUGGAGUCCGAAGUCUGGUAGUGCUGGUGUAGACUAUCUUUGCCUUGUUCCGUUUGCUUCAAAUUACAAGCCGGAAUAUGACCAAUCAUUACACACUGGGAAAUUUAAAACAAACUGUUCUGAACGUAUACAUAAAAAACCGUAUAGUAGAACAAAUAGGUUAGAUGAACGACGAUUGAGAAUGGCAGCCAAUGAAAAUGAUUCAAGUUUAGUGUUAAGUUUAUUAGAGAGUGGUAUAGACACCUGUUGUUAUGAUGAAAAGAAACGGACACCAUUACACUUUGCAGCAUCUCAGGGAAACGAAAAUAUUGUGAAGGCUUUAUUAGAAAGGGGAGCUAACCCAAAUCAGAAAGAUGCUGUUGGCAAUACUCCUCUCCAUCUUGCAGCAUGUACAGGGAAGGUGCCAAUAGUUACAUUACUGCUGAAGGCUGGCACCGACUUACAAUCAGUGGACAAGUACGGACGAACACCUCUAACAGUUGGAAAGUCGCGCUUAAAGUUUAUCUCCGAAUCCAAAGUUCAUUCAUCUGAGCAGGUCAAAGAUGAAGCUCUGCAGAUCUGUGAUAUGAUGAAAACCUAUUUGAACUUGUCUGGGAUGACGGAGGAUGUAACAGAACUUGAUCGUUUAUGUGACAAACUUCAAAAUGUAUCGACCCGAGAGGAUGUAAAUCACGUCAAUAUAUUACUGUCAGACUUUGCCGGACUCACAUUACAGAAGAAAAACUCAUCAUGACAGAGAACAAAAGGAUUGCAACAGCUGCAUAUUUAGAACUGUUUUGACUAUAACAGUCAAUAAAAAAUAUAAGCCUACAUUUGUUUAUGACAGUAAGAAAAACUGAGGUUUGAUAAGAAAAACUGAGGUUUGAUAAAGAUACCAAAUCAGGCAUUUUAACAGACUGAAGGAUCUCAAUAGGUUUACUGUUGAAAAACAUUAUAUCAGUUACAAAGACCCAAAGAUUAAAAGAUUGGGUCAAAUAGCUCGGAGAAACCACAUGUACAUGUACGACUAGUCAUUUAUGAUAAAAUUACUUGUGUAGUGAGAAUAACCAACAUUAUAUAUAAAGACUGGCUAUAAAUUCAUCAAGUAAGACUAGACAUGCCCUGGUGGAUAAACACGGAUCAUUGGUAUAGCAAUGAUCUACAUAUAUGUAGGAUCAAACAGUGCAGAGGGUCAUGUGAUGUUAGAGUAAAAUUCAAAGGUACAGAUUGUAGAUGUGAUGGUGUUCCAUUUAAUCGUGGAUAAUUUUUCAGUUGUCAUUUCUGGGAUAAACUUUUUUUUGUUUUGACUUGUAAAAUUACCCUAAAGUCCAUUAAAUUGGAAACAUCAUACAAGUAUGCAUCAAAGACACAAGGAAAUGAUAUAUUAUGACUAGAAACCAAUAGAUAUCAUAUAUUACAUCAUUCCAGUGAUAUAUACAUGGUACUAAAUAGUUUGUGUGUUUAUAGAUGUGGUCAAAUAAGUGAAAUUGGUCAUGCUGAAAUUAAUGUCUGGUGCAAAUUAAGUCGUAGGCAUAAACUAAUAUUUGACUUCUUGUCUGUCUGUCCAAUCUUGUUCUGACUCCAAUUUUUGACUAUAAAGUUUUUGCUUAGCCAUUCAAGUAUGACGUCAAGAUCCUGGAGCUUGGAGGAAUUAUCUUAAUCCUCUUACCUAGACAGCAUGUUAUAUACAUGUAUCUACAUACAUCAUGAGACAGCACAUGUUAUAUAUCUACAUACAUCAUGAGAAGGCAACUUGUAUAUUAAAACUGGACCGGUGGAACGUUAUUCCAAAUAAAUCGAAAUUAAAAAAAGUAAAGUAAAUUUAAAGGAUGUUAAAUAUAUAUUUAUGUAUACAAUAUUUGUCAAAUAAAACUUGAGUAAUA